AUCUUUCUCUCGUUUUGCGACAAACAACUUGCUGCACCACCCGUCUCAGCAGACACCACCGGAGCUAUCAAGUAACGUGUAUCAACAAUUCCAUUCGGUCGCUCUUUUUCUGGCCAUCCGUCACAAGCUGCACGCGAUCGCUCAGUAGCGCGGGGCAUAGCUCUUUGGCCGGAGUACUUCCAGAGUAUGACGACUUUGCGCGCUUAGUAACCCAACACCCCCGAAAUCGUCCUCUCUUGCUCCUCUCCCACGAUCGCAAUUCAGAGGGCUAUAUUCCAGCAUCAAUCCGGAUCCUCCGCAGACCCCACCUGCCCCAGAAUCGAGCAAAAGCGGCCCUGUGACGAAGUGAAGCUUGUCCGAUUUCGUCGAUCACGUAUCUUUCCCUAGUUGAUCCUCCACACCACCCACCAGCCCAUCAUGGCGUCGCCGGCCUCAGAGCAGCCGCCGCAAUCCGUUCGCUUCAGCGAUGUCAAUGAAGAAAUUGAGCCCGAGGGCGCCCUCCAGCAUGUGACUGGCCUCACUGGCGCUGGGGAGACAGCGUCGAAAGAGCCAUUGAGCCCUCAGGCCGAGCAGGAGCUACGCAAUCUGUCUUCGACAUUGCAGCAGUCUCGCGUCCAGGCUAAGCGCAUGGAGAACUUCUCUUUUGAGCCAGUCUCCCUGCCGCCCUCACGAGCACCAUCUCCCUCACCUGCUUCCCGCACGCCUUCUGGACAAUCCUCCGCACACCGCUCCUCAGUCACUCAAGCCAUACAAUCACCGCCCUUGACGCCCGCCGGCACCUCGUCUCGCGAUGAAAGACCUACCAGUGGGGUUGAUCACAGAAAGCGACCGAGCGACCCCGCCAUGAUGACUCCCCAGAUCUCUCCUCCACAUGAGCCUCCACCAACCUCGAUGGACUCGUCUGUCAACCAGAAUGUAGCAGCUCCAAGCUCCCCACAGCCAGCGCCACGAACUCGACCAUCGUCAGUAGUCGAACCGGAUGUGGUACAACCCCACCCCAGGCAUGGACCGUCGUUUGCAGUUGGUCCAACUGGUGAUUCUUUGCCAGCUUCAAGAGAUGCCAGCCCUUCCGGAUCGGGUGGAGAGCAGACUCCCGGAUAUCACUCUCCCGGCACAUCCACACCAACCUCAAUAAACCGACCAUUCACACCUCAAGGUGAUCAACACGACCCGUACUCGCGCUCGAAACGGGUGCCCCAACCAAAGAACCUCGAUGGACUGGAUGCGCGCUUCAUCUUUGGUGGCCGUGAUGGCCGCAGUCGCCGAAACCAGUCUGCAUCCUCCUCCACUUCCACAUUACCCAGGUCUAAGGGCACAGCUUCAGACAAGGAGGAUGGUGCCAGCAGCAGAGCAAGUAUCUUUGGAGGCAGUGGACGACCUGGUAGCCGAUACAGUUCGGACACAGAGACUGAUUCGAAGCCUCACAAGCAUGGACACGACUCUAUGUCUAACUUGAAGCGAUUCUUCAAGAUUGGACACAAGCACAAGGACAAGGACAAGGACAAGGACAAGGAUAAGGAUAAGGAGAAGCACAAGAACCCGGCGCCGGUCAUCAAGCGCGAGAAGCCUGCUAGGUCCAGCAAAGCAGGUGUUAUGACACCACCCAUGACUAACGGAAUGGCCAGUGUUCCAUUUGCUGAUGACCAUGGCCUCGAGAGCAAGUACGGCAAAUUCGGAAAGGUCCUCGGUUCCGGUGCUGGAGGCUCCGUUCGAUUGAUGAAGCGUAGCAGUGACGGCGUGACAUUCGCUGUGAAGCAGUUCCGUGCCAGACAUUCGUACGAAUCAGAACGUGACUACAACAAGAAGGUCACCGCCGAGUUCUGUAUCGGUUCCACCCUUCACCACGGCAACAUCAUUGAGACCAUGGACUUGGUAAACGAGAAGGGCAACUACUAUGUCGUGAUGGAGUAUGCACCAUUCGACCUCUUCGCCAUCGUCAUGACAGGCAAGAUGAGUCGCGAAGAGAUGACCUGCUGCACCCUUCAGAUUCUGAACGGUGUAAACUACCUGCAUAGCAUGGGCUUGGCCCAUCGAGAUCUGAAAUUGGAUAACGUCGUGGUCAACGAGCACGGCAUCAUGAAGAUCAUUGACUUUGGAAGUGCAGCGGUUUUUAGGUAUCCGUUCGAGAACGAUGUUGUCCUUGCAAGUGGCAUUGUUGGCUCGGACCCUUAUCUGGCUCCUGAAGUUUACGACCUCUCUAAGUACGAUCCACAACCCACGGACAUUUGGUCGUUGGCCAUCAUCUUCUGCUGCAUGACAUUGCGUCGUUUCCCAUGGAAGGCACCCCGAAUUUCGGACAACUCAUACAAGCUCUUCGUCUCUCCACCUAAUGAUGGCCCGAGGACUAUCACUGGUCCUUCCAAAUCCUCUGCCGAUCUUCAGCAUUCUGCUGACGAUCACCGAGCUGGUAUCCAGUCUGCGCCAGCUUCACGUCACCCUUCUGUUGAUGGCCAGCAAUCAAACGGCUCCUCAGCAAUAGCAGCCAUCAACCAAAGUCAGCAACAACCCCAAGUUAUUAAGGGACCCUGGCGCCUACUGCGUCUAUUACCGAGGGAGAGCAGGCACAUCAUCGGCAGAAUGCUCGAGGUCGACCCGAAGAAGCGUGCUACACUUGAAGAGAUUAUGAACGACAAAUGGGUUCAGAACAGCCAGGUGUGCUCGCAAGAAGAGGCUGGCAGAGUGCUUCGGUGCGACAACCAUGAUCACACGCUUGAGCCCGGUGCUGGUGCAUCUGCUCCCAACACACAACAAAAGAAGUGAGCUUCAAGCACACAAUAUCUUUACCUGCUCCAAUCACUGUCAUCUGAUGAUUGACGUCGAUACAGUGCGUUGCAAAAAUUUAUCGCUUUCGCGAGUACCCAGAGGCGACAGUUUUCAUAGCCUACGUUUUGCGCUACGACCACAUGAGGAGUUUUCGACAUAUAGCAGACCGGCGUUAUUUUGUGAUUUCGUGCAGUUUGGUUAUGAUAGACCGGUGGGCGGCUUCUCGUUGUUCAGCAAAACGAACUAUCCCUACUUCUCGUAAUGUACUUUGAAUUCAUGCUCGUGAGCGAGCUGUUGUUGAUAGGAAGGGUGCAGUCAGGGCAGACACCCGACGUUUGGCUUCAAAGCCUAAAAAAUGAAACAUUGACACUUG
Macroventuria anomochaeta is the source of this 3136-nucleotide messenger RNA. RefSeq names its product Pkinase-domain-containing protein. Gene Ontology annotation, molecular function: ATP binding; protein serine/threonine kinase activity. The record is from RefSeq and is a predicted model, not a curated record. Gene Ontology annotation, biological process: protein phosphorylation; intracellular signal transduction. The coding region runs from base 418 to 2760 and encodes 780 amino acids. The transcript has 4 exons. NCBI's taxonomy places the organism in Eukaryota, Fungi, Ascomycota, Dothideomycetes, Pleosporales, Didymellaceae.